AUGGCAGAUUGCGACCGGGACCAGGACACUGUAGCUAUGAAUAAGCUGGUCGAUGCACACUGCCAUGUUAGUACUGAUCCAGAAAGCUCAUGUGGCGGAGACGACGGAGGGUUUCAGGGCACGGUACGAUGUGUGAUGUCAUCAAACCCUUAUGACUGGAGCAAUUUGAAAAAAAUGGCCAGCAAUGGCAGACGGAAGGACGAUAUGUGCGUAGGGUUUGGCGUUCAUCCUUGGUACAGUCACCUGUUUUAUGUGGGGGGGCAACGCGAUAAGCUUUCCCACUAUGAAGGCGUACUGGAGUAUAAGGACGGAGACCAGUUCGCCCGUUUGGUCCAGGUGCUGCCUGAGCCUCUAGAUCUUGAAGAGUAUAUAGCAAGGGAGUUCGACGGCACACUGGUUGGUGUGAUUGGAGAGAUAGGGCUGGAUAAGCUUUUUAGACUACCUGCAAACGGGUUCUACACGCAAGGCGAGAAGGCCAGGCUAACUACGGUAAAAGUCAAACUGUCGCAUCAGGAGGCGGUCUUCAGGCGGUUCUGUCAGUUGGCCAGAGACACACGUAGGCCCGUCUCCAUCCACGGCGUUAAGUGCCACGGGAAACUCAACGACAUCUGCAACGAAGAGCUCUUGCCCUGCUCGUCCGUCAAGAUAUGCUUGCACUCGUACACAGGGUCCAAAGAGACGCUCUUGGGCCAAUGGCUCAAGACGUUCUCUCCGGACCGUGUCUUUGUGAGCUUGUCCAAAUGGAUCAACUUCAAGAACCCAGACGAGGGCAACGGCCUGGUCAGGAGCCUACCCCCCACGUGUAUACUGACGGAAACCGACUUCCCCAUUGACAAUCCAGAUCCAGCGUACCAAGCAGAUCUUACUGAGCAGCUGCAAUAUCUGAACGCUCAAAUAGCGCAGGCAUGGGAUGAGGGCCAUGAUGCCUCACAGGCUACCUCGCAUGUGUACGACAACUUUCAGAGGUUUAUUAAAUAG
This is a messenger RNA of Saccharomyces eubayanus, 978 nucleotides long. Its product is annotated as putative endodeoxyribonuclease. The transcript has a single exon. Gene Ontology annotation, molecular function: hydrolase activity, acting on ester bonds. The record is from RefSeq and is a predicted model, not a curated record. The coding region runs from base 1 to 978 and encodes 325 amino acids. Lineage: Eukaryota; Fungi; Ascomycota; Saccharomycetes; Saccharomycetales; Saccharomycetaceae.